UAUUUUCUUCACACUUUAAUUAAUUUAUUUAAUUUUUUAUUCGUGGGGUUUUAACAGAUGAAAAAAUCAUUAAGUCAUUUCACUUCACAUGACGAUUGCACUCUGCCUGACGAUUUUUUCGACUGACGUACGAUUUUUUUCCUCUCAGUCAUUCCCCGCAAUGUGGAAAUAAGUGAUAAAUAGAAAAUGAACAAAAGUAAUUAUUUCUCGGUGAUUAUCGUAGGCCGUUUAAAAAUAGAUUUUUGAAUUUAAACCAAAGUUGCCUUUGACGUUGGCAGGAGCAAUAAAUAAUGAAAUAGCAUUGGCUCUCCAAUAGACUCGAUAACUGAAGUUUUCCUUCUUCACGAUUAUUGACUAAUGGGAGAUGAUCGCUCGUUCUCUUCCUUUUUUGUCUUCACGUGGUUCUCGGGACUUCCCCGUACUUUCUGUAAACUUUUCAGAUGCGUGAUAACACAAAAAUUAUUCUCCAUUUUCAAGUAAAUCAAGUGGUAGAGGGGGUAUUGUUAAUAAAUGCAUAUUUUACCAUUACGUAAUUAAAAACCUCCCCCUCCCCCCUACCCUAUCGAAGUCAUUGCGGAGCAAUUGAAGAUUCAAUUAAUCCCUCAGUUGAAUUUCGGUGAAAUGCCGAUCCAGUGAUCCGCCCUGAGAAUUAAAAUCGUUCUCGGUGCUUAUGUCGAGUCACAAGUGGAAAAGCGAGAGACUGCGCACAUUUUCCAGGAAAAUCGCAGAUUGAGGGGAUUUCCACACGUUCGAUGGAAUUCUCUUAGUUAAUUAAGUUUUUUAGUAGAAUCUUUAAUUGUGAUGUGAUUUUUUAAUAAAUAGUCGGUUAAAACCUUUGGAAUUCCAUGACCUUUGUAAUAGGCAAUAAUUGCAUGCGGUUGUACACUCGCAAUUGUCGCUUAUCGUCCUCAUAGUGCAAUCGAGUAUUCAAGCGACAACACGAAAAUAUCAUGCAGCCUACCGCUCUUUUGUUUGUUAUUCUAUCAAUUUUUAUGGGAUACGCCUGGACUGAUAAUAAAGAUGCAGAUGCAGAUGAAGUGAGAGUUUUUUCGCGGGAAAUUUCGAAAUUGGCGACGACCGGUCAUUUUUCCGCCAAAUUGAAAAAGAUAAUUGAUAAAUUGGCAUUCCCUAAGGAUUGGUAUGAAGACCCCCACGUGGUUUUCGAUGAAGUUGAUUAUUCAACAAGUUGUAGUGCUUGCAAAGCUUUUGCUGCAAGUUUCAUCGAAUUGACAGAGAAUGGAACAUGUGCGGAAAAAAUUAAUAAAGCACUCAUUAAAAUUUGUGUUCGCAUGAAUAUACAGACUGAAAGCGUUUGUCGUGGAUUUAUAGAACUAAAUGCGCCGGUGUUCACCUGGAUUGUCCAGCACAAUUCAAUAGUCACCGAAGACGAUUUCUGCGCAGUUCCUCUGCAAAACUCUGAUUGUGGGUCUCUACCUACGAGAUUCGAGUGGACAGUGAAGAUUGACGAUAACGAGCCGAAAUUACUGGACAAAAAGCGAUCGAAUAGUCAUUUUAAAAUAGUUCAUGUAUCAGAUAUUCAUUAUGAUCCACUGUACGAGCCCUUUGGAAAUGCCGAGUGCGAUCAGCCCGAAUGCUGCAAAAGGGGACAGGGAACAUCUCCACCUGGAGCAGCACCCGCUGGAUAUUGGGGGGAUUACCGAUCAUGUGAUACCCCCUGGCACGCUGUUCUUGAUGCUCUGGAUCACAUAACCAAUACUCAUUCGGACGCACAAUUUAUUUAUUACACUGGUGACAUCGUGGAUCAUGGUGGAUGGGAGACAACACGUCAAGGGAAUAAACAAAUUAUAUUAGAUGUUUAUAAGACCAUGAAGAAGACAUUUGGGGAAACCCCCGUGUAUCCUAUCAUCGGCAAUCACGAGGCCAAUCCUUUGAACAUAUUUGCGCCUGCAACAAUCGAUGAUGAAGAAAUAUCAACAAAGUGGUUGUAUGAAUUAUUAGCAGAUAUUUGGAUUGAUUCUGGGUGGCUCCCAGAGUGCACCAGAGACACAAUCCUCAAAGGCGGAUACUAUACGGUUUCUCCGAAAAAAGGAUUUCGAAUAAUUGGACUUAACAAUAACGUAGCCUACACCAGCAAUUGGUGGCUUAUCCACGAGCCUAAUGAUUUAGGCGGUCAACUUAAAUGGCUGGCAGAUACACUGCUGGAAGCUGAAGAAAACAGCGAAUUCGUUCACAUUAUCACCCACGUACCCUCGGGGAGUUCCGACCAGCAGAGCACCUGGAGUCGAGAGUACCGGAGGAUCAUCAAUCGAUUUGCAAACAUAAUUACCGGACAGUUCACUGGUCACACUCACAGGGACGAGUUCAAUAUUUUUUAUGACCCGCAGGAUUUCUCCAAAAUUAUUAAUGUCGCUUGGAAUGGCGGCAGCAUAACCACUUGGGCUUUUGUUAAUCCUAAUUACCGAACUUGCACAAUCAACAGUAAAACCUACGAAGUGGAAGACGUAGAUAAUUGGAUGUACAAUAUGACAGAAGCGAAUUUAACUCCUGACGAACCACCGAAUUGGGUAAAAUCCUAUAGCUUCAAGGAUGAAUAUGGCCUUGAAGAUCUGUCUUAUAACAGCAUCCGUGAUUUAAUAAUUGAACUCUCCAAAGAAGGUCCCAAGGCAACAAUUUAUCACAGACACAUGAGCAAAGAUGCGAAACUCGCCUGGAAACCGUGGGACUGCGAUGCAAAAUGUGCCCUAGAAAAUGCCUGCAGAAUUGUUACUAGUGCUAGCACUAAUAACACGGAUUGUAAUUACCUUGAAAAUCUCACGUCUUGAGAAAGAAAAAGGUGUAAUCGUAAUGCACAGUGAUUCCAUGAAUUAAUGAUGCAUUUUAAAAUCAUUAAUAAUAUUAAUAAUAAUAUACAUUUCCCAUGAAAAUCAAAAAAUAUUUAAAUUGUUUUGCUGUCAGUAAUUAUAAUUAUAAUUACGUAAACUAAAUUGUCGUUGGGUAAAUAGAUUUGUUAACAUUCAUUAA
Molecule: messenger RNA, 2982 nt
Organism: Fopius arisanus
Lineage: Eukaryota; Metazoa; Arthropoda; Insecta; Hymenoptera; Braconidae
Product: sphingomyelin phosphodiesterase
Exons: 11
Coding region: 951-2783 (610 amino acids)
Biological process (GO): sphingomyelin catabolic process; ceramide biosynthetic process
Cellular component (GO): lysosome
Molecular function (GO): acid sphingomyelin phosphodiesterase activity
Source: RefSeq, a predicted model, not a curated record